Quercus robur (English oak) is the source of this 1773-nucleotide messenger RNA. RefSeq lists its product as uncharacterized. NCBI's taxonomy places the organism in Eukaryota, Viridiplantae, Streptophyta, Magnoliopsida, Fagales, Fagaceae. Gene Ontology annotation, molecular function: nucleic acid binding. The transcript is spliced from 7 exons. Bases 1 to 1773 code for a protein of 590 amino acids. The record is from RefSeq and is a predicted model, not a curated record.
AUGGAUGCAUGUCAUUUAAUACUGGGUAGACCUUGGCAGUAUGAUGUAGAUGCUACUCAUAGGUGUAAGGAUAAUGUGUAUGUGUUUUUUAAGAAUGGUAGAAAAAUUGUCCUUGGUCCUAUUAAGGAAAGCAGUUUACCCAAAGCUUCUAAAGUGGAAGGGAAGCCAACACUUCUCAUAGUGAACAAUGAAGAUGAGUUUGACAGGGAGUGUAAGGAGUUGAAACAAGUAUAUGCUGUAGUGGUGACGGAUGGUGAGCCAAAGAAGGUUACUGAGAUACCUGAGGCAAUUCAACCAUUGAUCAAGGAGUUUGAAGAGUUUUUUCUAGAAGAGCUGCUUGCAGGUUUACCACCAAUGCGCGACACCCAGCAUUGCAUUGAUUUAGCUCCUAGAGCUAGUCUACCAAAUCUGCCACAUUACAAGAUGAAUCCUCAAGAGGAUGACAUGUUUGAUAUGCUGAGUGGGUCCAAGUGUUAUACCAAGCUGGAUCUCAAGAGUGGGUAUCACCAGAUUCAGAUCCGACCUAGAGAUAAGUGGAAAACAACUUUUAAGACAAAGGAAGGGUUGUAUGAGUGGAUGGUAAUGUCUUUCGGAUUGUCCAAUGCUCCUAGCACUUUCAUGAGACUUAUGAAUCAGGCCAAUGAUUUGUAUAUCAACUUGAAGAAGUGCAGCUUCUUAAUUGAUAAGUUGUUGUUCUUAAGGUAUAUGGUUAGUGCGGAUGGGAUUUAUGUUGAUGAGGACAAGGUUUGUGCAAUCAGAGAAUGGCCAACCCCAAAGACAGUGAGUGAUGUGCCAAGCUUCCAUAGGCUAGCAACCUUCUAUUGGAGGUUUGUUCGAGAUUUCAGUAGCAUAGUAGCCCCUAUCACUAAGUGUCUGAAGAAAGGGAGGUUCUCAUGGGGAAAUGAGGCAGAACGAAGCUUUGCCUUGAUCAAGGAAAAGUUGAGCACAGCCCUGGUUUUGGCAUUGCCCAACUUCGAUAAGGUGUUUCAGGUGGAGUGUGACGCAUCUGUGAUUAGGGAGUUGCAUGAUGAAGGUUUGGGUGGACAUAUAGGCAAAGAUAAGACUAUAGCACUGGUGGAAGAGAGUUCCACAAGCACCAUGGAAGGAUUUGUCUAUGAACUUUAUAUUGAGUCUUCCUCAAACCCAGCGAGCAGCACUAGUCAUCCACAGACUGAUGGCCAGACAAAAGUGGUUAAUCGCAAUUUGGGGAAUCUGAUCCGAUGUAUCUUAGGCAAGAAGCCCAAGCGGUGGGAUCUUGCAUUGUCCCAAGCAGAGUUUGCAUACAACAGCUCAAAACUUGAAACUACAAAUGCCAAGUACAAGGAAGCUGCUAAUAAGAAGAGACGUGAGAAGAUCUUCAAUGCUGGGGAUUUAGUACUGGUCUAUCUUAGAAAGGAGAUAUUUCCUGUUGGUACCUACAACAAAUUGAAGGACAAGAAAUAUGGGUCAUUUCAGAUUACUAAGAAGAUCAACAACAAUGCUUAUGUGGUUGCUCUUCCUCCAAACAUGAGUAUUUCUUCUACCUUCAAUGUUGCUGACUUGUAUAAUUAUCAUCCUCCUGAUGAACCAGAUAGUGGGAACUUGGGAUCGAGUUCCUUUCAAGUGGGGGGGACUGAUGUAGAACAAACAUGCCUUCCUGGAGCAGCAGGGGCGCAGGAAGUCACAAUGCAAGAUCAAAAGAGGGUGCCAAUAAGGGCCAUCGGGAUAACAAUGUCGGAAUUGCAUGAAAUUUGGCAAGUUGAAGGGAAACGACGUUCUAAUCCAAAUUCAUAA